AUGGAUCCUUUUAACAAUGUUCUUACAGCCAAGGUGUUCGAAGGAUCUUCUACAGACUGUAAUAAAGCCACGAGUAAUAAGGAACAAAAGGGUCAAAGAAACGUUAAGAAGAAGUCAAUUCACACGAAGAGUAGCAAAAGAACCUCCAAUGGAUGCCUCACAUGCAAGUUAAGGAAGAAGCGAUGCGAUGAAGUUAAGCCUGUAUGUGGAGACUGUCUCAGACUUGGAAGAAGAUGUGAAUAUAUAUCGGAUGAUAUGACAGAGGAAGAGAUACAUAAAUUGAGGGAAGAAAUGAGUUUGAUUGAAGCCGAUAGCAAAACAAGGAAGAGGAAAAAAAAAGUAAAAGAAGAAGGACCCAAUCCUCUAAGUGCAACGAAAUAUGAGAACACUAGCAAUGGUACCGAUGAUAUUGGCCUUUGUAGUUCAACAAAGAAACACAUCAAGGCGAAAAGAAAACCUAGAGUGAAAAAGGCUAGAAAUGGAAAAGUGGUUUUCAAUCCAUUUGCGAUGAAUCUUGCCUCAAUUACGCAUUCACCCGUAUUUAACGGCUUACAAUCGUCGGCGUUGCUACCUAAACAUAUAACUAGUUCGCCAUCGUUCACCAACAUAACCGAGUUACCGGAUACAGUCACAAAAUUAAAUUUUAAUGAAUCCAAUAUACUGCUCUCGUCCAAGACAGUUAGCACAUCCAAGGUUGAAAAAUCAUUUGAAGGUUUGAAUACUUUAACUAACGGCAAUGCUGCUUCCGACAUACCCAACAGUACUAACUCUACUGGAAAUAGCAAUAACCCAUAUACCCAUAACGACCAACCAAAAAAUUUGAAUGGAUUAUCUCCUAACUUUCUGGCUAAUAUUGCGGCGGUUACACCAAUACCAGAAAUUCCUACUUUAGAGCAAAACUCACCAGCUCCGCUACUUUCAUUGAAUGAUGAUUUCGAGUUAGGUCUGUCGGAGAUGUUUCCUGCAAAUUUCUCUAAACUAAUACAUGAACAUUUUAAGAAAGAAAUAAACGGAAAAUUAAGCAAUCAACUGGAUACUGAUACAAGCUCAAAGGAAUUAGAUUCACCAACUCCGCUAUCGACGAUUCAGGAUGUUUUAUCAUUUUCUCCAAGGUUUCAACAGAUUGAUGUUCUUGAUGAAGACUUUAACACAGACAAUGGGAAACAUCCACAUAUUAAGAGCAGUUCAAAGGAAAUUUUAGUAGAUCAAAGUAUUGGUUAUUAUCAUGUUGGACACCACAGAUCAACCACUGAACCACCUCAACUCUACACAAACCCUUCAAUCGUGACGAACACUACUCUGGCUAACCUCUCAACUAUGGGUCAGACUUUGUAUCAAUAUUAUCGAGACAAGCUAAGUUUUAUAGUAUGCUCAGCUCCCAAAACAGAGAACAUGUACUUGAAUACCUUUUUGCCAAUGGCGCAUGUUGAUAAAUCUGUUUUGUAUGGGUUAUUAGCAUGGAGUGCGUUUCAUCUCGGGGGCCGAACCAUGGAGAGACAGGGUAAUUACUAUAUUAAACUUGCAAUUGAUGAAUUUUAUAGGCGUCCUAUAAUAGGUCGAGAGGUAGCGGGAAACCUUAAGCUGGUCUACGAUGAGGUUGAUGAAACUGAUGAAACAAUUAUCAAGGAAUGUAUCACUGAUAUUGAUGCUGAAAGUUACCAGGAUUUGCAACUGUCUCAGCUGAGCCGGGAUGACCUGAUUAAUACGAGGUUGGCAGCAUUCUUAAUUCUUUGCGGUGUCGAAAUAUGCAAAGGUGAUGUUUCUAACUGGUCCAAGUUUUUAAUAUAUGGGGCAGAACUAAUUAAAAUGAAAGGUGGGUUAGAAAAGUUUAAUGAAAGUAAAGAUGAACAUUUUUUGGCGACAAACUAUGCUUAUCAUGAUAUUACAGCGAUUCAAGUAGUUGAUGACAGAACAAUACGUUUCGAUAUACAGGAAUAUGAGAAGAUGUGGUUAAAAUCCAAUGAACUAGGAUUUACAGAUCCCCAACACGGUAUUUCAUCACCAGUUUUCAAAAUUCUUGCAGAAGUUAACAAACUAGUCCUUGAUGUGCAAAAGUCAAAUAAAAGGUUAAAGAAGCAGGAUAUACAAAGAAUCGGGAAAGAUGAUAAGACGAAGUACAAAUCAGUGUCAGAAUCACCAGAUGAGCUGCGUCACGGGCUUGACGAGGAAGACUGCUGGGUAUCCGAGACAGGAUCAUCAAUAUCUUCGAAUAUUGAAGAGUACUUCUUAAGCGAACAAUUAUCGACAGUGGAUACUGAAGAUUCUAUGGGUGAAAGAUAUGACCAAAUUCUUUAUAUGGAGGAGCUAAACACAAUAAUGAAGGAAUGCUCAAAUAUUGAGCAGAAAAUUAAUGAAGCUAAGCCAAAAUUAUCACCGUAUCUUACAAAUAAAGAGUUAGAACUGCAGCUAACGAUGUUUGAAUGUUUCCAAGUGACCUCUAAAAUACAUUUAAAGCAAUCAGUUCAACGUAUGAACUCUUCAUCGAUUGAAAUUCAAUAUUUAAAUAGUCAAUUAAUCAAACUAUUGGAUGUUUUGUUAGGUUCUGAAGUUGAAGCUUGUCUUUGUUUACCUAUGUUUAUUGCUGGGAUGAAUGUUGUUACACAGAGCGAUAGGAUCGGCAUGAUUAGGCGGUUUGACUCUUUCAUCAAUAGGUAUAAAUGGAAGAAUGUUACUCGCUGUAAAAUUGUUAUUAGGUAUAUUUGGAAGUUAAAUAACAAUGGUGAUAGGUUUAUUGAUUGGUAUUCGGUCGUGAAAAGACUUGGAUGGGAUUUGAGUUUUGCGUGA
Molecule: messenger RNA, 2784 nt
Organism: Pichia kudriavzevii
Lineage: Eukaryota; Fungi; Ascomycota; Pichiomycetes; Pichiales; Pichiaceae
Exons: 1
Coding region: 1-2784 (927 amino acids)
Biological process (GO): positive regulation of transcription by RNA polymerase II
Cellular component (GO): nucleus
Molecular function (GO): transcription cis-regulatory region binding; zinc ion binding; DNA-binding transcription factor activity, RNA polymerase II-specific
Source: RefSeq, a predicted model, not a curated record